Molecule: messenger RNA, 2775 nt
Organism: Serendipita indica DSM 11827
Lineage: Eukaryota; Fungi; Basidiomycota; Agaricomycetes; Sebacinales; Serendipitaceae
Source: the annotation of a GenBank genome assembly
AUGGGUUCAGCCAAGGCGCGAAUACUAGAUCUUAGGGGUCAUGAACGCGCCAAGAUAUCUAUGAUCUGCAUCUCCUUGUUCUUCUUCGCGUCACUCUACGUCUUUCGACCCUCUUUCAACCAUGUCAACCUGCAUCGACGUCCCUUGCACGCAGAGCAAUUGCUGCAGACGUGUGCAGACAUAAAGCUCAUUCCGGGACCUCCAAGUGACUUCUCUAAACGGACAGAAUCUGACCGCUGGGUGCCUGGAACACGAGCAACACUUAUCGUCAAUGCGACUGUUUGGGUCGGUCGUAGUGAAGGAACAUACGAGGGUCUGAUUGUCAAAGUCGGCCAUGUGGUCGCGGGUGAUCUUCCUAAGAAAUAUGACGUGAUCAAUGCAAACGGAUCAUGGGUGACGCCAGGAAUAUUCGAUAUGCAUAGUCACAUUGGUGUCUACUCGUCCCCCGAGCUACGUGGUGCACAAGAUGGAAACUCUUUGGUCGGACCAAUCAAUCCUUGGUUACGAUCCCUCGACGGCCUGAACACGCACGACGACUCUUACCGCCUUUCCAUCGCAGGCGGAGUGACUACAUCCCUUAUCCUUCCCGGCUCUGCAGAUGCUAUUGGUGGCCAGGCGUAUGUUAUCAAAUUACGUUCAACUGCUGAGCGCUCGCCUUCAUCAAUGCUCCUAGAGCCACCCUUUACGAUGAAUUCGUCUGCCUCAGACCCGCUCCUCCCGCACCGUUGGAGGCAUAUGAAACAUGCAUGCGGUGAGAACCCGUCACGAGUCUAUGGGUACUCUCGCAUGGAUACACAGUGGAGCUUUCGACAGGCGUAUAAUGAGGCUCGCAAGAUCAAGAAGAAGCAAGACGAAUACUGCGAAAAGAUUGAAGCUGGCUUGUGGAAUGAUGUGCCUAAUGAUUUUCCUUAUAGCCUCCAAUGGGAAGCACUUGUGGACGUUUUACGCGGAAAGGUCAAGGUCAACAACCAUUGUUAUGAGGCAGUGGACUUUGAUCAGCAAAUCAGGUUGACAAAUGAAUUCAAAUUCUCCAUCGUUGCUUUCCAUCACGCCCAUGAGGCUUACCUGGUUCCCGACUUACUCAAGAAGAUGUACGGAAAGCCGCCCGCAAUCGCCCUAUUUGCGACUAACGGAAGAUACAAACGAGAAGCCUACCGAGGCUCAGAAUUCGCACCGCGUAUCCUGUCGGAUGCUGGCUUUCAAGUGGUCAUGAAGAGUGAUCAUCCCGUACUGGACAGCCGAUUCUUGCUCUACGAAGCUCAGCAAGCGCAUUACUAUGGUUUAGAUCACGACCUCGCUCUUGCCUCUGUCACAACCACUCCAGCCGAACUACAAGGCUUUGGUCAUCGUUUAGGAUAUGUCAAAGCCGGAUAUGAUGCUGAUAUCGUCAUUUGGGACUCACAUCCACUUGCACUUGGUGCGACACCAAAGCAAGUGUUCAUCGACGGAAUUCCGCAACUAGAGAAGCCAUAUACUACCGAGAAGCCUAGCGGUUUUCAAGUCGAGCCGAAAGUUCCCAAUUUUGACAAAGAGGCCGAGGCAGCGCUCGAAUACGAUGGCCUUCCGCCUCUACUUCCCUCAAAGGAGACCAAAUCUCUCGCAUUCCUGAACGUUCGCAAGAUCUAUGAGAAAGACACCGCCAUUCGGUCGCAGUUCGUUACUGAGAACGGACAGCUGGGAACGGUGGUGGUAGUCGAUGGCCAUAUCGUUUGCAAAGGCUUGGAAACGCAAUGCGGGCAGUUCAUGGAUGAUCCGAAAAUAGAGAAAAUAGACCUCGAAGACGGAGUGCUGGCACCCGGAAUGCUUACUUUUGGUGCACCGAUUGGUCUCGUAGAAAUCGACCAGGAAGCAUCAACCAAGGAUGGCGUGGGCUUUGCGCCAUUGAAACAACCCGUUCCUUCCAUUCUUGGGUCUGGAUUCCUCCCCAAAGCUGUGGAUGGCCUUCAAUUCCGGGGCAGAGAUACCCUUCUGGCGUUUAGAAAUGGAGUAACCAAGGCGGUCGUAGCUCCAGUCCACUCUGGAUUUCUUGGCGGUCUAAGCGUCGCUUUCAGCACUGGAAGUGUCAGCAGGCUCGCAAAGGGCGCUAUUGUCAAGGAUAUUGCGGCGCUUCACGUCACUAUUGUCGACUCGAGCAAACAGCCCAGCGUAUCAACUCAGAUCGGCUUACUGCGAGACCUUCUUUCAGGUAACGGAGAGGGUCCCAUAGGUGACUACUUCUCCAAAGCUGCGGAGGGGAAGAUACGGCUCGUGGCACAUACCCAAAACUCAGAUGUUAUCGCUACGCUAUUGGAUCUUAUCGACGAGCUCGCUCAAUCUGUUGACGCGAAAAUCAAGCUCACUAUUGCAGGAGGAGCAGAAGCACAUCACCUAGCAGAGGAACUGGGUCAAGCAGGGGUCGGGGUCAUUCUGACUAGACCACGACCUUUCCCAACAAAUUGGCCAGGCAAGGACAUUUUGCCUGGCCUACCGCUUUCCAGCGAGGGACAAGUCACACGUCUGCUCGCUCACAACGUUACCGUUGGGCUUGGUAUCGAGGAAAGCUGGCAGGCACGCAAUUUAUGGUUUGACGCCGCGUGGGCUGCUAUUGAGGCGGGCGGAAACUUGGACAAGGAGACUGCAUUAGGCCUCGUGUCCACCAAUCUUGAAACGCUUCUAGGUGUCGAUGUUCAGACACAGCCGGAUCUAGUUGCAUGGAAAGGUGGAGAUGUCUUUGAUCUCAGCAGCAAAGUCGUCGCCAUUGUGUCAGGAGCCAAAGGUCUGGUGGACAUUCUGUAG